ACUGGUGGUGGUGCUGAUGCUGCUGAGCUCUGUAUCCGAGCAGCGGCAGACAGAGAGUGAGGAGCUGAGGACCACGGGCAUCACUUAGGAGGGGGAUCAGCAUUGGUGGAACUUCUUUGACAGUUUUCUGGUUUGGGACACUGAACGAGUGGGACAGAAUGACCCUUGCAGCUUACAAAGAGAAGAUGAAGGAGCUCCCCCUGGUGUCUGUCCUCUGCUCCUGCCUCCUCUCAGAUCCCACAGAGAAGCCCACAUACAAGGCUGAAGAUGCAGUGGACCUCAACUGGUGUGUGAUCAAAGAAGUCGAGGUGAUUGAGCUGAACAAGAGGGCGUCCGGACAGGCGUUUGAGGUGAUCCUGAAGCCCCCCUCCUUUGAUGGCGUGCCUGAGUUCAACACCUGUAUGCCCCAGCGCCGGGACCCUUCCCUGGAGGAGAUCCAGAAGAAACUGGAGGCGGCGGAGGAAAGGAGGAAGUGUCAGGAGGCAGAGCUGCUGAAGCACCUGGCAGAGAAGAGGGAACACGAGCGUGAGGUCAUGCAAAAGGCCAUCGAGGAGAACAACAACUUCAUCAAGAUGGCCAAGGAGAAGCUGGAGCAGAAGAUGGAGGCCAACAAGGAGAACAGGGAGGCCCUCCUGGCAGCCAUGUUGGAGCGCCUACAGGAGAAGGACAAGCACGCAGAGGAGGUGAGGAAAAACAAGGAGCUGAAGGAGGAGGCCUGCCGGUAGACAACGUGAAACCGG
Megalops cyprinoides (Indo-Pacific tarpon) is the source of this 740-nucleotide messenger RNA. It is a transcript of the gene stmn4, whose product is annotated as stathmin-like 4. The record is from RefSeq and is a predicted model, not a curated record. Gene Ontology annotation, biological process: microtubule depolymerization; neuron projection development; regulation of microtubule polymerization or depolymerization. Gene Ontology annotation, molecular function: tubulin binding. Gene Ontology annotation, cellular component: neuron projection; cytoplasm. The transcript is spliced from 6 exons. NCBI's taxonomy places the organism in Eukaryota, Metazoa, Chordata, Actinopteri, Elopiformes, Megalopidae. Bases 159 to 725 code for a protein of 188 amino acids.